AUGUCCCCGUCUCGCUUUCACGAGCAUCUCACCUCUGGCCUUGACAGCGAUGUCAACUUGCCCACCUCUCCCCCGCUACCCAGCAAAGGAAAAACACCAGACUAUAACAGAAUUGACGUCAUGGCACAGAUACGUGCAGCAACAAUGAUCUCUACACCCCUCAAAGAAUUAUUAAAAGACCCUGCUGUUAUCAACACGCUCCACAACGUUGAUGGGAAGAAGAGUCAUAGACAGUCAUCUAGCUCACAACACCAUGAACCCUUCUACUCUGCGUCUACAUUGAUGAACCUGGUGGUGGCAGAAGAAGAAAAGCAAGCACAGCACCUUAGAUCGACCCUUCGGUCGACGGGGGACAGGCUCGAUCAGGAAAUGCGCAGGGCAAAGCAGGCUGAAUCUCAAGCAGAAUUCGCAGAACUCCGAGCGCGGGAGCUGGCUGUGCGCGUCAAUGCCGCUGAAACAGGCAGGCGUUAUGCAGAACUCGAUGUUGAGCGGGCCAGCGAAGAGAUGCGGCGACAUCAAAUGCGCAUCGAAAGCCUCGAAAAACAGGUCACAAAACUUCAGGCUGACAUCCGCGUCUUAGAGAGGCAAAGAAAUGAAGCCGAUGAAAGCGCAUCACGAGCGCGGGAUACUGCAAGAAAGUUUCAAACUGAACUUAGCAGGCAGCAAGCAAAGGAGAAAGUAAUAGAAGAAAGUCCGAUAUAUGGUCGGAAAAAGUGGUUCGUAACCGGGCAUAACGAGGGUUGGGAUGCUGGGUAUGCGGAGGGUUAUGACGACGGCAGGGAGGACGGGUUCGAAGAAGGUAGACAAUAUGGCAUCCGCGAAGGCCGAGAGUCGGGAUUCAAGCAGGGUCGCAUAAUGGGUCGGAAAGAGGGAUUCGAAAAUGGCCUAGAAUAA
Messenger RNA from Suillus fuscotomentosus, 894 nucleotides. RefSeq lists its product as uncharacterized. The transcript has a single exon. The coding region runs from base 1 to 894 and encodes 297 amino acids. NCBI's taxonomy places the organism in Eukaryota, Fungi, Basidiomycota, Agaricomycetes, Boletales, Suillaceae. The record is from RefSeq and is a predicted model, not a curated record.